Molecule: messenger RNA, 2361 nt
Organism: Cololabis saira (Pacific saury)
Lineage: Eukaryota; Metazoa; Chordata; Actinopteri; Beloniformes; Belonidae
Gene: gtpbp4
Product: GTP binding protein 4
Exons: 17
Coding region: 78-1982 (634 amino acids)
Biological process (GO): ribosomal large subunit biogenesis
Cellular component (GO): nucleolus
Molecular function (GO): RNA binding; GTPase activity; GTP binding
Source: RefSeq, a predicted model, not a curated record
AUCGUGUUUUCCGUUUCCAGCGGAUCUCGGACUUUCCUCUUCCUCGUGCCGCGGCGGACCCCAACGUGUCCGACAACAUGGCAACUUACAAUUUCAAGAAGAUUAUGGUGGUUCCCACCGCAAAGGAAUUCAUCGACAUCACUUUAUCCAAAACCCAAAGGAAGACGCCCACGGUGGUACACAAGCAUUACCAGAUCCACCGUAUUCGUCACUUUUACAUGCGGAAGGUGAAGUUCACGCAGCAGAACUACCACGACCGUCUGACGCAGAUCCUCACCGACUUCCCCAAGCUCGACGACAUCCAUCCGUUCUACGCGGAUCUGAUGAAUGUGCUGUACGACAAGGACCACUACAAGCUGGCCCUGGGGCAGAUCAACAUUGCCAAGAACCUGAUUGAUAAUGUUGCCAAAGACUACGUCCGUCUGAUGAAGUACGGCGAUUCUCUGUACCGGUGCAAGCAGCUGAAGAGAGCCGCUCUGGGCCGCAUGUGCACCAUCCUCAAACGCCAGAAGUCCAGCCUGGAGUACCUGGAACAAGUCCGCCAGCAUCUGUCCCGUCUGCCGAGCAUCGACCCCAACACGCGGACCCUGCUCCUGUGCGGUUACCCCAACGUCGGCAAGUCCAGUUUCAUCAACAAGGUGACCAGAGCAGAUGUGGACGUCCAGCCGUACGCUUUCACCACCAAGUCUCUGUUUGUGGGUCACAUGGACUACAGAUACCUCCGAUGGCAGGUGGUGGACACCCCAGGGAUCCUGGACCACCCGCUGGAGGAGAGGAACACCAUCGAGAUGCAGGCCAUCACGGCCCUGGCCCACCUGCGGGCGGCGGUGCUCUACGUCAUGGACCUGUCGGAGCAGUGCGGCCACACCCUGCCGGAGCAGCUGGAGCUCUUCAGCAGCAUCCGCCCGCUGUUCGCCAACAAGCCUCUCAUCGUCGUGGCGAACAAAUGUGACGUGAAGAAGCUGAACGAGCUCUCUGAGGAGAACCAGAAAAUCUUUGCAGACCUCUCCGGUGAGGGCAUCCCCGUCAUCGAGACGAGCACCCUGACGGAGGAGGGAGUCAUGCAGGUUAAAACUGAGGCCUGCGACCAGCUCCUCGCCCACCGCGUCAACAACAAGAUGAAGGGCAAGAAGGUCCACGACGUUCUCAACCGGCUGCACCUGGCCAUGCCCAGCAAGAGGGACGAGAAGGAGAGGCCUCCGUUCAUCCCCGAGGGAGCUCUGACUCGCAGGAAAGCCAUGGAGGUGGACGCUCCCAAACGCAAACUGGAGAGAGACCUGGAGAUGGAGCUCGGUGACGACUACAUCCUGGAUCUGCAGAAAUACUGGGAUCUGAUGAACACAGACGAGAAGCAGGACAAGAUCCCUGAGGUGUGGGAGGGCCACAAUAUUGCAGACUACAUCGAUCCUGAUAUCAUGAGGAAACUGGAGACGCUGGAGAAGGAGGAGGAGCUGAAGGAGCGGGCCGGGGAGUACGACUCCGACGACGAGAGCGAGGACGAGGAGAUGCAGGAGAUCCGCGUUCUGGCCAAGCAGAUCCGCGAGAAGAAGCAGCUCAUGGUCAUGGCGUCCAAGGAGAAGGACGUGCACGGGCCUCGCAUGCCCAGGACCGCCACCAGGGUUGAGAAGAAGAAACUGGAGAAGGAGAUGGGUAACCUCGGCCUGGACAUGGACGACAAGGACGGAAGUCACUACGCUGAGCAGGCGCGGCGCUCACGCAGCGUGGCGAAGAAACGCAAGCGUGAUGCUUCUGCACCUCCGCUCUCUAAAACCCGCAGCCAGAGCGCCUCCCGUCCACCUCGAUCCCAGUCUGGCAUCCGGGAUCCAAAGAUGAUGAAGAAGACAAAGAUGAUGAUGAAGAACUCCCAGAAAGACAUGAACCGUCAAGGCAGGAAGGGCGAGGCCGACAGACACGUGUUUGACCUCAAACCCAAACAUCUCUUUGUCGGGAAGAGGAAGGCGGGCAAAACAGAUCGCAGAUAAAACACUUUUUUUUGGACUGUUGGGGCCUGGAUAUUGAGAAAGAUUGCGCCUUAAACAAACUGUGGAAAUUAUACGGAUCUGCUUACAUGAAUAAUUGUACUAAAACAGUGAUGUAUCUCAUCUGACAUUUGUGCAUAGGUCAACUGCAAAGAUCUUUGGACAGAACACCAGAGAUUAUUGUUAAUCCAGUGAGAUUUACACACCGAUGUCAGAUAUUAGUUGGUUAUAACCAAGUUUUGCUGUUGGCAGUAAAAGGAACUGUGGCUCAGGAAAUGCUGGGCUUACGUUGGAUAAAGUGAUGUCGAUGUUUUCUCCUCAUGGCUCAUAUUGAAAAAUAUUUACCAACAUGGGAGCCAAAUAAAUAAACCGCUGAAUUCAA